This is a messenger RNA of Oryza sativa Japonica Group (Japanese rice), 1962 nucleotides long. The record is from RefSeq and is a predicted model, not a curated record. NCBI's taxonomy places the organism in Eukaryota, Viridiplantae, Streptophyta, Magnoliopsida, Poales, Poaceae.
CUCCAAACCCCAUUCCGUUUCCGAGUUCCGACCCGCGCCGCCACGCCACGCUACAUCCCGAGCUCUCACCGAGAGACCCAAAACCCUUUCCACCGAUGGCCACCGCCGUAGCCGCCGCCGGCGGUGGCGGCGGCGGCGAGCAGCCGCGCAGGAGGAAGCCGGCGCCGGGGAGAGGGGGAGUGGUGCUCCCCGCGGGGCUGUCGGAGGAGGAGGCGCGGGUGCGGGCCAUCGCGGAGAUCGUGUCGGCGAUGGGGGAGCUCUCGCGGCGAGGGGAGGACGUGGACCUGAACGCGCUCAAGUCGGCCGCGUGCCGGAGGUACGGGCUGGCGCGGGCGCCGAAGCUGGUGGAGAUGAUCGCGGCGGUGCCGGAGGCCGACCGCGCCGCGCUGCUCCCAAGGCUGCGCGCCAAGCCCGUGCGCACGGCGUCGGGCAUUGCCGUGGUCGCCGUGAUGUCGAAGCCGCACCGGUGCCCCCACAUCGCCACCACGGGGAACAUCUGCGUGUACUGCCCCGGAGGCCCCGACUCCGACUUCGAGUACAGCACCCAGUCCUACACCGGCUACGAGCCCACCAGCAUGCGCGCCAUUCGAGCAAGGUACAAUCCAUAUGUGCAGGCCAGAAGCAGGAUAGAUCAGCUCAAAAGGCUAGGCCAUAGUGUAGACAAGGUCGAAUUCAUAUUGAUGGGUGGAACUUUCAUGUCAUUACCAGCUGAUUAUCGGGAUUAUUUCAUUAGAAAUCUUCAUGAUGCCUUAUCGGGACACACUUCUGCUAAUGUUGAAGAGGCUGUUUGUUAUUCAGAACAUGGUGCAGUCAAAUGUAUUGGCAUGACAAUUGAGACGAGACCUGAUUAUUGCUUGGGGCCUCAUUUGCGCCAGAUGCUAUCUUAUGGUUGUACCCGCUUAGAAAUUGGUGUUCAGAGCACAUACGAGGAUGUUGCACGUGACACAAACAGAGGUCACACUGUAGCUGCUGUUGCUGAUUGCUUUUGUUUGGCUAAAGAUGCUGGUUUUAAGGUGGUCGCCCACAUGAUGCCAGAUUUACCUAAUGUUGGAGUUGAAAGAGAUCUGGAAAGUUUCCGAGAAUUUUUUGAAAAUCCAGCAUUCCGAGCUGAUGGUCUAAAGAUUUAUCCAACUCUUGUGAUUCGUGGAACUGGCCUUUAUGAGCUCUGGAAAACUGGCAGAUACCGAAACUAUCCACCUGAACUUCUGGUGGAUAUUGUUGCAAGAAUUCUAUCCAUGGUACCACCUUGGACACGAGUUUACCGUGUACAAAGAGAUAUCCCUAUGCCUCUUGUUACUUCUGGUGUUGAAAAAGGUAAUCUUCGUGAGCUUGCUUUGGCUCGAAUGGAAGAUUUAGGCUUGAAGUGCCGAGAUGUUAGAACUCGUGAGGCGGGAAUUCAGGAUAUCCAUCACAAAAUUAGACCUGACGAAGUAGAGCUUGUUAGGCGUGACUAUGCUGCAAAUGAGGGCUGGGAGACCUUUCUCUCAUACGAGGAUACACAGCAGGAUAUCCUUAUUGGUCUGCUGCGAUUGCGAAAAUGUGGCCGCAAUGUUACAUGCCCUGAGCUAGUAGGGAGGUGUUCAAUUGUCCGUGAACUUCAUGUAUAUGGAACUGCAGUCCCUGUACAUGGUCGUGAUGCAGACAAACUACAACACCAGGGUUAUGGUACUCUUUUGAUGGAAGAAGCAGAAAGAAUUGCUCGCAAGGAGCAUCGUUCAAAGAAAAUCGCUGUUAUAUCAGGAGUUGGGACUCGCCACUACUACCGUAAACUGGGUUAUGAACUUGAGGGGCCUUACAUGGUCAAAUGUCUGGUCUAAUAACUUCUAUUUAUGGAUGCUUGUACUCCAGCAGCAUUGUCACUGUAGUAUGGGUUUUGUACACCAGUGUAACUUUUUUUUUAUAUGAAUGAGUAAACACACCUCCUUUCAAAAAAUGAGUAAACAUAACAUUUGAUUACAUACA